GUACGGGGCUUCCAGAUCCCCGCGGCUCGCGCGUACCAAAGUCACGCGUAAACGCGCAACUGCAAUGUGAACAUCGGAGAUCCUCUGCCCACUUGUGCGUGACAAAGGACCCUUGCGUAUCCAGAGCUAUCCAAGAUCCAGAUCUGCCACCAGUUGCAUAAUGUCGUCACCAGCUUGGGUCCAAAACACGCGGGGCCGGGUUGCUCAUAGAUUGGCGUCGCAUUGCGGCGGUUGUGGUGUUACAGCUAUUGAGUACAUUACAGAAGCGAAUCGGGGAGCGGCGGAGGUCAACCGGACGAGUGUCUAUACCAGGUAUCUCCUUGCAAUCAAACGUGCUUGUCGUGAACCCUCAUUGUUCCAUCUAGACAGCGUCAUUUUCCAACAACCCAUCAUGCCACGUAACACGACUAACAGCCACUGCAGGCAACAGAUUCCUCCGGUUGGACAGAACCUCGUCCAGACUCCAAACAUGUGGAACGAAACAGGUCCCCUGCCAUGCGAGUCCGAUCAUGUUGCUUUUUUUCAAUCACACGUCCAUCUGCGUCCAGAUGCAAGCGGCAAGGCUAAAGCAAACAUGGCUCCAAGUGGAUGGCCAGGUAAAGCGUGGCGCUAAGCGAAGUGCCAGAUCCGAAGGGGUGGUAUCAAGUGUUGGCGAUUGGCUGACCUCCAGAUUCCCGCAACCCACAUGCUGUACCAACGCCAUCCCAGAUAACCGAGAU
Molecule: messenger RNA, 719 nt
Organism: Paraphaeosphaeria sporulosa
Lineage: Eukaryota; Fungi; Ascomycota; Dothideomycetes; Pleosporales; Didymosphaeriaceae
Exons: 1
Coding region: 161-613 (150 amino acids)
Source: RefSeq, a predicted model, not a curated record